GCGGCGCGAGAGGAGGAGGAGGAAGAGGAGGCGGAGGCGGCUGGGGCCGCCGAGGGGUGCACGAGCUCCACCAGCGCAGGGAGCUGCGCGGAGGCCUCCGAGGACCUGUCCACGGCCUCCGGCAGCGCCCCCUCGGCCUCGCCGCGCCGCGCGCCGGGCAGCGCGGGCAGGGCGGCGGCCAGGCAGGGCCACGACGAGGGCGCCGAGGCCCAGGAGGAGGGCGCCGAAGUCCCCAGCGGCCCUGGCCCGCUGGAGGGCCAGCGCGCGGUGCAGCGCCCGCGGUCGAGGUACUUCGUGCCGUCCCUCGACGUCAUCAGCGAGAAGCUCGGGCUCUCGCCCGACGUCGCGGGGGCCACCUUCAUGGCCGCGGGCGGGUCGGCCCCCGAGUUCUUCACGCCAGCCUCUCGGCAGCCGCGACAGCGCCGGCGGCGGGAGCGGAUCGGGGGGCCUGGCCUGGGGCCGCAGGGCGCCUGGCCAGGCGCCCUGCGGGCUGUGACAUGUUGCGGUGAGGGUGCCUUCGAGUUGCCAGCCGACGGCGAAGACGAGAUGCAGCAGCGUAAGGAUGCCCUCAGUACUCAGCAGUCCCUGACCUGGACCGAAAGGGACACGAACCCCUGCUGGCCGCACCUGGCCGCCUCCGCACUGCCAGACCACGAUUGGAAAUGUUUGAAGCGGCGUCUGCAUAUGAGCAACCCCGCGCAGGAGUCAGUGCACCUUGGCGCGGUAGGGUACAUGGGUGACGUUGUCCAGCCGUUGUUUGGUUCCGGCGUGCGAGGCCGCACCACGCUGACGUUCCGGCUGGUCGCCCGGUUCGCGUGGCUGUCGGCGCGCGGCGCCGAGCGGGAUGGCGCCGCGCUGCGCGGUGACGCGCGAGUGCGCGCGGGCGCCCCUGCGGCGGCGUUGCCAGCUACCGCCCCGCAGCCGCCGCGCUGGGGGGGAGGGGGGCUGCGCGAGAAGACGUCGGCUGCGGCCGCGUGGUUCGCGCUGGGGUCGGCGCUCCGCGCCAGGGCGCACGAGAGCGCGAGCGCGCGCGGGGGCGCCCUCGCGGGGCGCCAGGGUGCGCCGCGCGCGGGCGGGCGCGCGGGAGGGGGCGCCCUCGGGGCGCGCCAGAACGCCGCGCGCGCGGGGGCGCGCGGGGGCGGCCCCGCGCCAGAGAGCGCCCCAGAAGUUCGCGGCGUGUACGCGGGCGCGCACGGGAGUUCCUUCGGGGAGAUGAUGUACGCGGCGCCCGCGGAGCCGCUGCGCAUGAACAUCUCCCCGGAGAUGUUCCAGAAGCUCAUGGCCGGGCAUCCCGUGACUGAGGAGGAGAUCCACGCGGACGCCGCGGCCAUGGGCGGGGCGGCGGCGCCCGUCGUGGAGGCGGCCACGGCGGCGGUCGACGCCGCCGCCGACGCGGUGGGCGCGAAGAAGAAGUCCAAGAAGGAGAAGAAGAGCAAGGACGGGAGCAAGAAGGUCAAGACCAAGUCCGGGAAGAAGAAGGGCUGCUGCUGAGCGCCGGCGGUGGCCGUUUGCCCCGUGGGGGCUUUUGAUUUAUCGCCUACGUUACCCGACGCUGCCGUUUGCCGCCCCAUCCGCAGACCUCCGACGUCGUGAUUCUGUUGACGACGCGGCCACCCGAGGCUGUCGACCCCAUCCUGCGCCAGGACCGGCUUCCCCUCGCGGGUCUCUGUUGGAUGGCCUGCGGGGCCCGGGGGAACGGCCCCCGAGGGGGUGGGGUUGUCCAAGUGCCGGGGAAGCCAGCCAUCGUCGAUUUUGUCUCAGCGGCGCUGGAUGUCUGGGGGUCCAUUGUACGCGCUCCACCCGGGAGCCAAAGCGUCUGCCAAAGAGCCGU
Molecule: messenger RNA, 1831 nt
Organism: Prorocentrum cordatum
Lineage: Eukaryota; Dinophyceae; Prorocentrales; Prorocentraceae
Source: the annotation of a GenBank genome assembly